GGGGGACGGGACGGCACCCUGCCCCGGCCCGGCCCCGGCCCGGCCCCGCCCCGCCCGGUGCCGCCGCGUCCCGCUCAGACCGGGCUCCCCACGCCAUGGAUCCGCCCGAGGAGGUGCGGACGCGGCUGGAGCGGUGCGGACAGGGCCAUCUGUUGCAGUUCUGGGCCGAGCUGGACGCGGCGCAGCGCAGAGCGCUGCUGGCGGCGUUGCCGCCGGGGCUGGACGAGCACUGCCGGCUAGCGGCGGCGGCGGCCGGGGCCCGCCAGCGUGGCCCGCCCGAGCGCAUGGACAGCCGGAUGGAGCCGCUCCCCGCCGAGCUGCUCGGCAGCGCCCGCCGCAGCGGCCCCGCCGCGCUGCAGCGUUGGGAGGCGGAAGGUUUAUAUCAGAUCUCACAGAACAAGGUGGCAGUGCUGCUCCUGGCUGGAGGACAAGGAACCCGUCUGGGAGUCAGCUAUCCCAAGGGCAUGUACAAUGUGGGAUUGCCCAGUGGCAAGAACUUAUAUCAGAUCCAAGCAGAAAGAAUACGCAAAGUGGAGCAGCUUGCUGGCAAGAGACACCACUGCAAGUGUGCCAUUCCCUGGUAUAUCAUGACAAGUGAGUUCACACUGGGGCCAACAGAAGAGUUUUUUGUACAACACAACUACUUCAGCUUGGAUAGAUGCAACGUUGUCAUGUUUGAACAGAGGAUGCUGCCUGCUGUCACCUUUGAUGGGAAGGCUAUCUUGGAGGAGAAAGGGAAAAUUGCCAUGGCUCCAGAUGGCAAUGGUGGCUUAUACCGUGCUUUGAUGGAUAAUAAGAUCUUGGAUGAUAUGAAGCAGCGUGGAAUCCAGUAUGUCCAUGUAUAUUGUGUGGACAAUAUCCUCGUGAAAAUGGCAGAUCCAGUCUUCAUAGGUUUCUGUGUUUCCAAAGGGGCAGACUGCGGUGCAAAGGUAGUGGAGAAGGCCUACCCGACAGAGCCUGUUGGGGUGGUGUGCUGUGUGGAUGGAGUGUACCAGGUGGUGGAGUACAGCGAGAUCAGCCCAGAGACUGCACAGCAGCAGCACCCUGAGGGAGGACUGAUGUUCAGUGCUGGCAACAUCUGUAACCAUUUCUUCACUGUUGAGUUCCUGGAAAUAGUGGCCCAGAAGUGGGAGUCACAGCUGAAACAUCAUGUAGCCAUAAAGAAGGUGCCCUACAUUGACAAGGAGGGAAAUCUGGUAAAACCACUAAAACCGAACGGGAUAAAGCUGGAGAAGUUUGUGUUUGAUGUGUUCCAGUUCUCUAAGAAUUUUGUGGCAUUUGAAGUUCUGAGAGAAGAGGAGUUCUCGCCACUAAAAAAUGCAGACACAGCUGACAAAGAUACUCCUACCACUGCUCGGCAAGCCCUCCUUUCCCAGCAUUACCGCUGGGCUCUCAAGGCUGGGGCCAGAUUUGUGGAUGAAAAUGGUUGCAGGAUACCAGAAAAACUCAGUCUCUCAGGAACUGAAGAUCCUCCGGCUGUGUGUGAAAUUUCUCCAUUAGUGUCUUACUUUGGAGAGGGUCUGGAGGUGUACAUGAAGAACAAAGAGUUCCCUUCUCCCUUUGUACUCGACGAAAACAAAGCGGAAAUCCUGGAAAAUUCUUGAAGUGGGAAGCCUUUCCCUCUCAAAUCAGAUCCAUGUUUGUCAGAUCCAUUAUAAGAACUGACAGUACUAAAAUGUCAGCUAUGAAGUGCAUAAAAAAAAAUUGCUUUGCAGUGUCUGAUGCCAAAUCCUCGCAGCAGUUGUGCGAGCUCCCCAGUUCUGUUUGCUAACUUUGAAGGUGUUGCCUUUUACCUCAGUCUAUUUUGUAUACUUGGAUGUGAGUGUGGAUUAACAUUUUCUGGGUGCUAAACAGAUUCUACAUUUCUUAUUUACGGUUGCAUAUGAAUAUGGAAAAGAGCCAGUCAAGGCCUGAUAAAUCAGUUUUGCCUUCAAGGAGAUUCAAUUUCUUCAGUGCCUUGUUAGGUAUCUUGUUUGUGUUGGUGUGGUGGUUUUUUUGGUUUGGUUUUGUUGCACAGCUGCAGUCAGUUUGAGGUCUCAUCCUGAAAAGUAUGGAAGGACUUUGGAUACCGAGGUUUUCUCUGCAGCUGUCAGUUUUUUCCCUAGAAGAGAACACAGGAUUAACUUCCUCCUGUUAUAAAUGAAAAGCUCCCAGAAACAUCCAAAUUGAAAUUUAGCAAUAAUUUUAAUUGUAAUUAACAUAAUUAAGAAAAAGGAUACAUCCAGAUUAAAUGCAUUUCAUUCUCUAUAAAAGUAAUUUAGCAAUAUAUAUGUUCAAAAUACAAUAUCACAAAGCAAAGACUUACGGCUGGGUACCGCACAGGGCCAAAUCUCCUGUAGCGCAUACGAUCUAAAUUUAGUUCUACCUUUAUUUUUAUAGUUUUAUUAACACCCUUAUCUCCUCCCCUCUUUGAUUGUUUCCUCCCAGUUUUGAUUCUUAAAGUUUGCGUCUCUUUCUUCAUCGCACCUGCUCCAGUUGUUAUUUGAGGGUCUUCUGACUCCUUUUGGUGGUCGCUGGGAUGAAGGCUACUCCUCUUCCUUGUAUGUCCUUUGUUUGACCUUGCAAGUUAUACAUAUGUGCCAAGCUAGUGUUAGACAACUAAAUAGUUAAGUUCUAUUAGAUAUAGCCAAAAAGUAACAUCUGGCCUUAUCUUAGUUUUCCUGGACUCUUUUCAACCCCUUUUUAGCAUCUUCAAGGACACUACUCCCUUACUAACUGUUCUUGGUCUAAUGUCCUGUUUUCUCAUGGUAUUUUGCCAAGGAAAAAGGGGUGGGGGGGCUCUCCUAACACAAUGCCUUUAUCUGAAGUUAGUUUUACUAAUUCUGCUAAUAUUGAUUAAAUAUAAAGUUACAAUACUAACCUAUUGAUAUUAAGUGAUAUUGAAUAUAUAUAUUGUUACAAUUUAGCACUAACCAUGCUCAUUCAUUACACUGCUGUGGUUAAAAACCAGUGCAUUUCUUCAAAAGAUUGUCAAGAACAGGAUAUCCAGUUUUUUUGUUUCUGUGCCUAAGCAUUGCUUGAGGUUUGGAGUCCAAUGUAGUACAGACUAGUUUUGUAUCUGGGCUUGCUGGUGUCAUGCCUAGACUGAUUGCUCCUUACAGUUGUAAUGACUUGGGUUUUUUUAAUCAAAAAAAAAGAUAAUAUUUUCACAACCCUCUGCCCUUCCUGACUAUAACAGUUUUCCUUUCCAUUUCCAAGGCCUUCCCAAGGCUCUCUUCAGGUACCUGAAAGUAGUAAGAGAAACAAAUCCCAGUGGUACAUUUAAUACCUAACCAAAACAAAAAAAAAUCUAUUCUCAGCAUCAACAGGGCACAGAGUUGUUGUAGGUUUGUUCGUAACUGGACAGAAACACCAAUUAUGUAGUGGUUUCACGUUCGCCUGUGUCGGCCAAAUUUAGUGUAGUGGUUUAAGUGACUUUUCUGCUGUGAGAUAGGAUUUGGAGAAAAAGGCAAAAUAAGCCCAACUUAAAAGUAAACAUAGUUUUAAUAAUACACACUAAAAAGAAGGAAAUAAAAAAUCAAAAAUGAAACUUUCAGAACACUCUUCCUCCCUAUUAAAGCUUUCACUUUCCCACAAACAACAUAAAGAGACAAAACUUGUAAUUUUCAGUCAGUUUCACUAUUUAAAAAUAAUUUUCUAUUAGUUCUUUAGGGAGAGGAGUCUCUCUUAGUCUACCAUGGAAUUUCCCCCACUGAAAACCUAGAACAGUUCUCUUGUGGGUUUUAACUGUCACAAAAACAGCCACCCAGGAAAAAAACCUGCUUCUGUGAACUCCCCUCCUGUAAGCAGUUUCCCAAGCUGCUUAUGGGUCAUGGGAACUCAGGUGGGUGGGGUGUCACCUUUUAAAGAUGAACAGCUGCAAAGGCAAAGGAUUCUUCAUCUCAGGGAACAAAGAUGUCUUCUCACUUCUUCACUGGCGCAGAGGACUUCUCAUCUCUCGCUGUUCAAGCAUCUCAUGGGAUCACAAGAAUCACAGAUUCUAAUUCAAAAUUACUCAGUCCAUCACAGACACCUUUGCUAAAAUCCACAAAUCUAAACAAUCAUCUCCCCAAAUGCACAUUUUCCCCAUGAUUUAAAGGGAUAAUCUACAUAUAGAGUUCAUUACCAUGGCUCAAUAAGAGAAAUUCAGCCUAAAAUGGCAAACUCUUCAAUCUCUCCUCCCAAUAAGUCUUUUCACUCUCAGUGACUUCAUGCUGUGUCUUCUCUACAUUCAAUCACUUUGUCUGUUCUCACUUAGGGAAGGGACAGUGCCCUGGAAGGUCUGUCUGGUGCUAGGAAAGAGUUAAAUCUACCCAGGCCUGAGGUGGUCUUGUGAUUUCUGCCGGGCAGCAGCCUGUAGGAUUUUCCCUAAAAAAAAAGCCACAUGGAUCUCGGAGCGGCCUGGCUGGUAGAUGCCUCCUGCUCCCACCCCUGGGUCUCAUCCGGGGUGACCCAGCUUGGAGCUGCCAGCAGAGGCUGCAGACUUCUCUCCCCCUGCUGAGGGGAAGGGCUCCGGGCCACGGCCCGGCCUUGGGCCGCCUUCUCCCCUAAAGGGGGCAGCAGCAGGGGGCGGUGACAGGAUGUUUUACAGCUGCUAAAAACCCGAUCUGGCCUGGAGGAUAUUCUCAUCCCCUCUCCCAGCCUGAGAGUCACCGAGCCAGGCAGGCCUCCCGUGAAAAGCCCGGGCCGGGCCGUCCUGGCUGCCCCCUGCACAAGAAGAGAGCCGGGCCUACUUUCUUACCUCGUGUGAGGCCGGAAGGAAAAUGUCAUUUUCUUGGCUAGGAGCCUCCAAUAUUUAACCCUUGGAUAUUCAUGGAGACAUACUUCUUUCUAAUUGGUUUGUCAAGCUAUAACUUCUUAAAAAAUCACUUCCUAGCCAAACCACCACAACAGUAAAACACCAGCCUCCACUCCUACAGUUUUUGCCCAGGUGAUUUUCCAGCACUCUUUCACUUAUGAAGUAAUUCCAUAGAAGCGUUUCUUUUAGAUCUGUUACUAACUAUAGUGUAAAGAUACUGCCCCAGAAAGCUCAUGCCCAUCUGAUGCAGAACCUGUGCUGAGCAUACUCGAGUAAUUUCAGCCUUGGUGAGGAUGCAUCAGGUGCACUCUCCGGUGGCUGGCCUUUGCAUCAGGAAUAUUUCAUACUCUUCCCCUAAACAUGGUGUUAGAGAAGGUAGUGAAAAAGACGUUUCAUCUGAAAUACUAUUUCAUGUAUCAGCUUCUACUGAGAAACUGCUUAUGCUAUUUCAUUAAGCAUAAUUAAGUUCCAUGGCUUUCUGCAAUUUCUUAUGUGAAGCUCUAUACAGAAUACUAGAGAAGGGAAUGGGGAAGUAUAAAAAUUACUUUGAGAGUAAAUACAGUUUGUAAGUAUGCUCAAGUUUUCCAAAGAAAGCAUUUAAAUGUCAGUAUCAGAGUUUUUGGUUGUAAAGUGUUUCUGCAUGAACUUGAGUAAAGAUCCUUUCACACAUGCAGACCAGCUAAUGACAGUUCUGAUUACCUCAGCUGGCAUGUGUAGCCAGUAAUUCAUGUUUGUAGUAUAAAUGAAGCAUUUGUCCUUUUCAACCAAUUCUGUAGUGUUUUUGCAAUGUUUCUAUGACACAUUCCAUUCCUGUCAGUCAAGUUUUAUAUCUGAGAACAAAUUAUGUUGUAUAUUUGUGAGUAUUGCUCAGCAGUUCAAGCACACACUUCUUUUACACUGGGCUGUGCUGUAAAGAUUUCUUUUGCUUUUUCUAAAGUUCUUUCUCUUUUGAAGCUUCAGUUUCCAUGCACACAGAACAGAGCUGCUGACAUGGUUUUCAAGGUUGUUUUCAAGGAGAAGAUAAAUUAGGAUGCUGAAUGCCUUGUCUCUUGUGGGUUUUUUUUUUGUUUGUUUGUUGUUGUUUUGUUUUUUGUGUUUUUUGUUUGUGGGUUUGUUUUGUUUGUUUGUUUUUGUUUGUUUUUUGUUUGGGGUUUUUUGGGUUUUUUUUUCUAUGACUCUUCACAUUUUAAACUGGAAUAUAGAACCAAUUUUGAGAGAACUUUACAAAAAAAAUCUGUCUGGUAUGUACUCAUUAUAAAAUGAAAAAAAGUACCUGAAACAAGGGAAAGGCCUGUAGUACUCCAGAAACUUCUGGACAUCUAAGCAUUUUUAACAAUAAAGAAGUUACUGUGA
Messenger RNA from Prinia subflava (tawny-flanked prinia), 6130 nucleotides. RefSeq names its product UDP-N-acetylglucosamine pyrophosphorylase 1 like 1 (gene UAP1L1). The transcript is spliced from 9 exons. Bases 96 to 1604 code for a protein of 502 amino acids. Gene Ontology annotation, molecular function: UDP-N-acetylglucosamine diphosphorylase activity. Lineage: Eukaryota; Metazoa; Chordata; Aves; Passeriformes; Cisticolidae. Gene Ontology annotation, biological process: UDP-N-acetylglucosamine biosynthetic process. The record is from RefSeq and is a predicted model, not a curated record.